AUGUCGCUCCUUACGCUUCUGCUUUUGGUCCCGUGCGCCUUUGUGCAGUCCUUCGUUCCUGCAUUUGAGAGCGGCACUAGCUCAAACUCUUGCAUCAAGCGAAGUGUCAUCGUGUACACUUCUGAUUCAUCCACGUACUUUGUGACCGAUGUUGGCACAUCGAGCUUUCCAUCAACCUCUACCUUUUGUGCUAAUGCUUCUGUGUCAACUGUCACCACAACUCAGCCGCCAUCGACAGUGACGGUUUAUCCUCAGACAAUAUCAGCUCAGGAGUGUGCUGGCUCUCAGCCGUCCAUCAACCCUAUCCUCACUAACAACAGUUUCGAAAAUGGCACAGCGAGCCCGUUCAACUCAUCUUCUUCGGUCUCUUCUGUGACUGCCGAAGUGGUCCAAAGCGGUGUCUACGAGCCUCACACUGGGGAUAGCUAUCUUCUUAUCACCUUCCCUGAUCCAGCCUCUGUACAGAGGCAAGUCCGUCGUCAGUCAGCAGGAACGACCACGCCUCUCAUCUACAAUGUCACACAGAUCUUCGCCGCUUCGGCAGGUACCUCGUACACCAUGACGGCUUGGGCGGCUGUAGUUAUCACUGGAAACAACAAGCCUGAUUGCUCUCUGACCAUAUGUGGCACCAGUGACUGUAGCUUGCCAUUCCCGCUCACAACUAACUACACGGGAUACUCAUACAAUUAUCAGUCAUUUAUCAACGAAGACAGUGCUGUUGCCACGUUCCAAGUAUCAUGUUCUUCUGCUGCUUACGUCGCUAUGGAUGAUGUUUCAGUCACUGACAAUGUCUUGGCUGCGAGUGCCAGCAGUGCUACGGCAAUUUCUACCGCGACGACUACGGUCUUCCGUACUGAGACUGUUGUACAGAGUCAGACCUUUACCCAGAUCGAGACAACGACCUUUAUUAGCGGAUCCGAAGUCGUUCUCACCACCACGGUACCUACCUUGAUCUACACGACUAUCAAUAAUCCGACCACAGAAAUCAGAACAGUGUCAACUCUUCUUGUCUCGACUGCGACCGCAACUACAGCUGUUCCAGAGUAUGUCAACGUCACAGUGUCGCGUGUCUCAACAACUACCACAACUCUCACAACGGUGCUAAACUCUACUGUUAUCUCGUAUCAGCCAUCUCUAGUCGUCCAGACUGAGUAUGCCACAUCGACGGCGUUGUUCACCACAACUCAGCCUGGUGUCACACUGCCAGCUUCGACAUUCUACCAAGAUCCGUCUACAGCCUACAUCACUCUUGAUCCGUCGACCAUCGUGAUCACACUAGAACAGCCAGUCGUUACGGUGACUCAGGAUCCGGUGACUCUGACCUCCAUUCCAGAUGCUCAGACGUCGAUGCUUGUAUCGUACUUGAGUGUAACCGAGACCGUUCCAGUCGCCCUACCUCAGGAAACCGCUUAUGUCACGCCUGCUCCGGUCACCCACUACGUGACGCUCACGCUCGAGCCAGAGACGAUAACAGUCUACCUUUCGAUUACGCUUCCACCUCUGACCGAGACUCUGGAUGUCUUCGUCACGUUACCCGUAGAGACGGAGAUACUGACUCUCACGCUGACCCCUAACACUGAGACAUUGCAGAUCACCGAGACGCUCCCACAGGUCACUGCGACGCUCCCACAAGUCACCGAGACACUUCCGCAAGUUACCGAAACGCUCCCUCAAAUCACAGAGACACUGCCUCAGAUCACUGAAACGCUCCCACAGGUUACAGAAACACUUCCCAUCACGCAAACACUUGAGGUUACACAACAUGGACCAACUGUUACAGCGACCUACUCGUCUAUACCCGAGCCUUCUUUGAUAUUAGUGGAAGAAUCAUCCUCGACCUUGGUGGAGGAGCCUUCCUCGACCAUUGAAGAGCCAUCGUACAGCUCAGUAUAUGUACCGCCCCCUCCAUCUGGUGUGCCUGCAGUUGCACUUGCACGUCCAACGGCAAUAGUGGGAGAUGUCAAUGGCUCGCCAGUGUCUGUCGAUGACACAGCGUACUCGGUACAACUGCCCGUCAAUCUCACUAUGUAUGGUCAAUCUAGCGCGAACAUUCGAGUCAGCUCAAAUUCUUUACUUGGUCUGGGUGACCUCAAUUACGAAUACAGCAACUAUCAACUUCCUUACGGCGGAUCCGGCGGCUUCAGCAGCUACCCUGCCUGUCUGCAACAGACCUAUACGGAUGAGAGCGGCAACAUAUCAAAUUACUGCUUCGGCGAUGUUGUGGCAUUUGGCCUCUGGGACGACCUCUUUAUCUACCAAGGCACACAACAAGGUAUCUAUUAUGAGGUCGAUGGCGCCAUUGGCAGUCGUCGAACCUCUUUCGAGUUCUACAUCAGCCAUUUUUCGGACCAAUCACAGUAUUACCACUUCUUGAUGAACUUCUACGAGAACAGGCCCAACGUCAUCGACUAUCAGUAUUUGAACGUCAGUGACCAUGGUAGCAGCGCUACAGUUGGAGUCCAAAGUUUUUCCAUUCAACAGUACAUGCAGUUCUCGUUCAACCAGCCAGUCGUUUGUCCAGGUAUGAUCUUGACUUUCGAUACAACGCCAGGUGUCAACUCGUAUACCGUCGACAACCCUGGCGAUUGCAGUAUCGCCACGACACCUGCUGGUAGCAACGGAGGGGAAUUUGGACCGAUCGGCCGUACACUGAAGGCUAGACCUGAUUAUAGAGGUGACACUGCCGACUACCCCAAAAAGGGAUUCUGAAGACGGACAGCUAGGGCGGAAUACUGGUUAAACUACAAAUUGAUAAGACGAUAGAUUGAAGUAACCGAGUCUUUGUCCUAACCACAAGUUUCUAGCGGCAAGACAUGAUCCAGCCCUUGCUGAGCCGUGUUUUUAAAUGUCUGAGUGCUGUUGCGAGUUUCUCAAGAUCACACCUCAUGAGAGCGCCUGUAAGCCCAAGACCAAGAGGAAGGCAAGCGAGAGCAGAAACUUCGCGAUAAAGUAUGAUGAAGCCUCGCGAUCAUCUGGGUUGAAGGAGGUGUAGGUGUAAAAGACGAGUCGGAUGAGAAGGAUUGCCAGUCCGGUUUGGAUGUAAAGACAAGUCGAUUGACUGAAUAGCGUCGGCGGCUGCUGUGGUUUGGUUUGUAGUCUUUCGCUCAUCGUGAUGGUUUGCGAUGCUCGAAAUGCUUGGAGAGAACGUUAUGAUGGUAUUGCAGGAG
This is a messenger RNA of Aureobasidium subglaciale EXF-2481, 3167 nucleotides long. RefSeq lists its product as uncharacterized. The record is from RefSeq and is a predicted model, not a curated record. The coding region runs from base 1 to 2709 and encodes 902 amino acids. The transcript has 6 exons. NCBI's taxonomy places the organism in Eukaryota, Fungi, Ascomycota, Dothideomycetes, Dothideales, Saccotheciaceae.